Cataglyphis hispanica is the source of this 1729-nucleotide messenger RNA. It is a transcript of the gene Rab39, whose product is annotated as ras-related protein Rab-39B. Lineage: Eukaryota; Metazoa; Arthropoda; Insecta; Hymenoptera; Formicidae. The coding region runs from base 243 to 899 and encodes 218 amino acids. The record is from RefSeq and is a predicted model, not a curated record. The transcript is spliced from 4 exons. Gene Ontology annotation, biological process: Rab protein signal transduction. Gene Ontology annotation, molecular function: GTP binding; GTPase activity. Gene Ontology annotation, cellular component: Golgi membrane.
UAUACUCUGUACAGUCGCGUAUAAUCAUAAUCGCGAAGCUCCAAGCUCCGAUGAUCGAUGUCACGAUCAGCUGUGUCGCUCCAUACGCGCUGCGCUCGACAAGUCACGCUACUGCGAGGAACGUGCGACGUCUGUUGAAAGACGUCACGCGACGCGCAUCCAAAUAACGACGUAUAUUACAACAAUAACAGCAGCCAGCAGUAGGCGUACGACAUUCGCAAGCGCUUGGCGCUGUAACAAGGAUGGUAGAGCCUCUUUUUGAUUAUCAGUUUCGGCUGAUACUGAUCGGCGACAGUACAGUUGGCAAAAGUUCUCUCCUCAAAUACUUCACCGACGGCAAAUUCGCAGAGCUUUCAGAUCCAACGGUUGGUGUGGAUUUCUUUGCACGAUUAAUAGAAGUUAAAGAUGGGACAAGGAUAAAAUUACAAUUGUGGGAUACAGCUGGUCAAGAGAGAUUUAGGUCAAUUACAAAAUCUUACUACAGAAAUUCUGUGGGAGCCCUUCUCAUAUAUGAUGUAUGUAAUAGAGCAAGCUUCGAACAUAUUCCUCAAUGGAUGAUGGAGGCACGCAGACAUAUCGAACCACAUCGUCCUGUAUUUGCUUUGGUAGGCUGUAAGUUGGAUCUAGUAACUAAUGGUGGUAGACGGGAAGUAUCAAAGGAAGAAGCCAGAGCAUUUGCUGACGAACAUGGUAUACAUCAUAUUGAAACCAGUGCGAAGACUGGUAUAAAUGUCGAAGAAGCGUUUCGAGCGGUUACGCAGGAAGUUUAUAAUAGGAUACAAACUGGUGAAUAUAAAGUAGAGGAUGGUUGGGAUGGCAUCAAAACUGGAUUUGCUAGACCUGGCGGUUUAGAUUUUAAUCUAGUGGAGGCAGAACCGGCAAAGACUUCAUGUUGUUAAAUUGCUAUUUUGAUUUAUUAAGGAUAAAUAAUAUCAUUCAAUAAACAAGGAUUGAGCAGUUUUAUUAAUUGAUCUUUUUGUGGGAUAAUAAAAUAUUACUUCUAAAUGACAAUAUACGAGAUUUAUUAUUUGUACUACAAUGCAUCAUCUUGCGUAAAGAAGAUAAGAUCUAAAAUUGUGGUUUACUAGACAAGAUAUAAAAUUAUAGAUGUAUAAAAUAAACAGAAACAUAUGUCUCUCACUACUUCAUCACAAUUUAAUUCCUGAUAAAUCGUUAUUGAUGAUGCCAGAGUUUGAAAAUAUUGAAUUGUAACAUAUAUACUUAGCAUAUACAUUGUUAAUGUUAGUAUGAUAUUGUUAAGUUGCUUGCUUUAUGUAUCAUAUAAACAACUUAAAUACAGCACCAAAGUAUAUAGAAAAUAUAUAUAUAUAUAUUAAUAUAUACAUUAUAUAUAUUUUAAAUUGGAAUAUGAGAUUUUUUAUAUAAACUUACGCGCUAUUUUGAAUAUACCUCUUUUCUGUAAGUUUUACAAACAGAGAAUAUUUUUCAAACUGUCGGUACAUAACUUGUAUACAAAAAGUCAACAUUGUAUAAUUUAUAUUUAAUUCGAAAAUGUCAUUAUACAUGCAUAAAAAUAUUUCUUCAAACUUAAUAUUAAUAUACACAUACACACAUGCGUAAUAUUUUUAAGUAAAUCUUUACAGUCUGUAAGUAGUAAUGAAUGAAAUUGAGAGAAUAUAAUCUUUCUUUACUACAUUUUAUACUCAGCUGUAUAAAAAAAGAAAAUAAAAAUUGUAGAUAAUUUUAUAAAUACAUAUAUUGAAGAUUA